Molecule: messenger RNA, 1434 nt
Organism: Dichotomopilus funicola
Lineage: Eukaryota; Fungi; Ascomycota; Sordariomycetes; Sordariales; Chaetomiaceae
Exons: 5
Coding region: 1-1434 (477 amino acids)
Source: RefSeq, a predicted model, not a curated record
AUGCCCUCCACAACAACCCCCUCCCCCACCUCCCUCCUCUUCCUCAUAACGUACAACAUCCUCUACUACACCCUCUACCUAAUCCUCUUCGCCUUCCUCGUCGUCACGCCCAUCGACCUCAUCCAACAAGGCGUGCACCACCGUCGAAACUAUGACAUACUCGUCGUCACCGUCGUCUACAUCACUACUAUCCUGGUAGUUGCCUUCAUCUAUGCGUCGCGUUUGUACAUCAGUCGCUCGGUGCUGGCGUCCAUCCCGAAGGCGUGGGUGCCUGUGGAAAAGGGGGAUGUACCGCCUGAUGUGAGGAGGAUGAUUGCGGAGGGGUUGGGGAAGAGUGCGGGUGUUGCUUGGGAGGCGAGGCCGAGGGUGCUGGUGCCUGCGGCCGCGGCAGCGGUGGGGGCACCAACGGGUGCGCUUUCAGCACCGGCGCAUGAGGCGGCGAAAGAAGCCGGGCAUAGCAACGGUGGUGAUGGUGAUGGGGCGGUGGUUACGCUACAGCAGGCCACCCCUAACAAACCACCGGUCUGGGGCAAGAUUGAGCACCCCGGCUGGGCAUCGCCCAUGUCUCUGGACCUACCCAACCUGCAGUACGACACCGUGGUGGCCGAGCUGCCGAACCUGAUCGAGGCCAAGGCUAUCACCCUCGCUCCGCCAGACGCAGACGCACAAUCCCUCCACCCGGAUACGCAGACCGCCGACCCGCCCGCGCUCGACCCCGACGCCGUCGCUCUGUUGCAGCGGCCCGAGUUCAUGGACCUACGCGAAUAUCUGGGGUUCCUUACCGAGCUGGCCGUGCUAGCGCCGUUGCCGGCCACAUCCGAGUUCUUGGUGCAGUACGAGGCCGCGCGUUACGCGGGCCGGCCGUUGUCGGAAGCGCAGUUUCGGGGGUUGAUGCAUUUGUUUGCGGAUGUGCUGCACAACAUGCACCCGCUCAGUCCGGCUGCGCUGGCGAGAUACGCUGGGGGUGAUGACUACGAUGAUGAACUUCCACCAUCAGAAAGCGACAUCGACAACGACGCGCCACGCGGAACAAGCCCAUCCAGCAUGGGCACCCACCACGAUCCCACAAGCACAAACAGCAGCACAGACGCCGACGGCACCAGCCAGCGACACCGACCAUGGUCACACCACCACCACCACCACCCCAUCCGUCCAGGCCUCAGCAAACGCACAUCGUCAGGGACCACAUCCAACUGGCAGUUCCGCACGGCACCGACGACGCCCAAGAGCCGGCACACGGCUUUCUCGGUGCGCACGUCUAGUUCGGUGGAGAGUUUUGCGCACACGAGGCGGCCGUAUCCGGAGAGUUUUCCGCGGUCGGUGAGUAGUGGGAGUGGGAGUGGGAGCGGUUCUGGUUCGGUGAUUCGGUUGGCGAACCGGGAGGACGCGACGGAUUUACCGUAUGUGUUGACGUACACCUCUCCGGGUCCGUGA